Molecule: messenger RNA, 6747 nt
Organism: Amphiprion ocellaris (clown anemonefish)
Lineage: Eukaryota; Metazoa; Chordata; Actinopteri; Pomacentridae
Gene: zhx2a
Product: zinc fingers and homeoboxes 2a
Exons: 13
Coding region: 2398-5109 (903 amino acids)
Biological process (GO): regulation of transcription by RNA polymerase II
Cellular component (GO): nucleus
Molecular function (GO): DNA binding; DNA-binding transcription factor activity, RNA polymerase II-specific
Source: RefSeq, a predicted model, not a curated record
UGAAAACAGAAAGACCUCCCCGUUUAGACAGAUUUAGUCAGACAGCCUGUACACAAGCUGUUCCAAAUCAAAGCAAACCCAAAGGUGUGUUUUGCAGUGGUAAUGUCAAAUUAAUGCCACUACUCAAGUGAUAUCGGAACUAGUUUGUGACAAUGAUUUUAGUCGUGUACUGUAUAGUCUAAUAUGAUUUGUGUAAAGGGCAUGUGAUAUCUGAGCCUUUCUAAUGACAGAUGUUACAUGUGUCAAUCAUGCUGGCUAGAUCUCAUAAUGUUGUCUGGCUGCUAACAAACUAAUCUGGAGCAGGAGAUUGACAGGGAAGCACCUUUUUACUGAGAAAUUCUUCUAAACGAAGGCGGACAGUUGGCAGGUAGUAUGUGUGAUGUGCAUGUUGCUAAUGUUUGAUCCGUUCAAUGUUCAAGCCAAGAUGGAUUGAGUCGAGAAGUCUCAGAGUAAACUGUACACUCGGGGCUUCAGAAUAAUAAUAGAAUAAUUCAAAGUAAUUGCUUAAUUGAGCCACAGACUUUUGACCAGUGAGCUGUUAGUUUUGCUUGAAUACCUAACUUACUUUUUCAGUAAUCUAAUCAUUACAUUAUUAAAUCACAUUACAGGAUUACAGAUGGUGAUUGCCGUGUAGUUUUCAAUUCUGAUAAACAAAAACAUCAGCUAUAUCGAAUAGAAUAAAAUUAAUGAUCCCCAAGGGGAAAUUGUGUUGUUACAGUAGCAAGCAGAAAGAGUAAAGUGACUCACCACACUAUAAAAAUUAAAGAUAUAAUAUGAAUAUAAUAGAAAAAUAUACUAAGAUACAAAAUACACAAUGAAGUGUAAAUUAUACUAUGAAACAUAAUUUAAAUGAAAAGUUGCUCAACUUAUAAUGUCCAAAGAUGAGAUAAUUGAAGUGAAUAAAAUAUAUUCUUGUGAUAUAUACCAGAUGCAUUCCAGUUAUUAUCAUCUGCUAGCGCUAGCUGUCCAGCACUGAUCAAUAGCUGAAAUGAUAGAAAAUGGCAUGCACAGGCGGCUGUCUCUAGACUCCUCACUCAGCUCAUUUUGUAGUAUGGCUAACUCAUAAAACGAUCUUUGUUAAAAAAAAAAAAAAAAAAAAAAAAAAUCUUCAGAUCUUUGCCUUCAUUUUUAUUAGGACACGGGUACUGGGAGGUUGUAGUGAUGGGACAUUUUACAUGGUGCAGUGGCUUGCUUAAACUAGCUGUUUAUAUUUGGCUUGUGGUUGUUUUUUAUAGCAGGAAGUGAUACUCUUCAUACUUGUGGAGGCAUUUCAAACAGAUAUACUUAAAGCUGCAUAUGACACAAAAGCAUAAAUUUAUUGCAUAUGUAUAGUUUUGAGCUGAGAACUUUUAUUUUUAGAGUUGCGCUACUUAACCGAUGGUGGAUUUUCAGUAUUUCCCAACCAUCACACUUCCACAUCCAGUCCUGAGCUAUAUAAUGGCUGUCCGUUCUCUUGGUGAAACACUGGAAUGAGUCAUCAGGGGUUGGAGGACGGAGGUUGUUGUCAUCCCGGCCUGUCGUGCUCAGCUCGGCUCUCUGAUGACAUCACCAACAUCUACGCUGUGCUUUGUUCCAGCGUUGUUGUUUUGUUUUUUUUCGUCGGUUCAGGUCUUCUCCUCUUGCUGCGUGUUGGUAGGUGACUAAGGCAACCACAGAGAUGAGCUCAUCACCUGUAGGUGGGGCUGAGAGGGGGAGUGUGAUGAUGAGGAGGGAAGGAGACAAUUAGAUAGGGAAGAGGAGUUGCACAGGGACAGAUGGGAUGUCUGAGAGAGACAGAGUGAUACAGAGGAAGAGACAAUUGAAUGGCACCGAGAGUGAUGAAAGACGAUAACAUAGUGAGAAUGUGAGAAGCUGAUGGAGCCACACAUACACCUGAACCUGUACAAGCAACUCCACGUUGGUGUCAGGCCGACGUGCUAGCUCAGUACCUGGUAGGAUUCCUGGAAACCUUCCACCACGGCAGCAGCGUUUCCAGGUACUGUCCUGUCAUGCAGUUCCAGGAGGUUGGCCAGCAGUGGAGCUGACACUGUCAGCGAGCCCAGCCGACACUACAGCAGCUCCAUCUCCAGCAGACCUUCACCUCCCACUGCCCUCUUCUCUCUCCAGCCACUAAUUUUACCCCAGGGGAGGAUUGUUCUUACGCGCCCUUGGCUGCCGAGUCCAAUCCCAGAAACUGUCCUGUGCUUGCUACCUCCUCCAACAAAAAAGGAGCCUGGGCCUGUAUCUGCAUUCUGCUGCAAGCCGGUCCUCCUGGCGAUACUUCAGCACCUUAGACUGUCUGUUCACAGUCGUCCAGCAUCCUGGGAACUUCUGCAGCAGCCGCCCUUACAAGAUCCGUGGCCAAGCACAAAGUGAAGGCAGCUGUGUACCAGGAAAUAUCCAGGAUCUACCAGCAUCAUGUCGAGUCGACGCAAGGCCUCCACGCCCUGCAUGAUCCGACCAGAGCAAACCAUGGUGGAGCUGGAUGAUGAUGCAGAGGAGUUACACAACAUGGAGACAACAACGGAGAACCAUACUCAGGGGGAACCUAUGGAUACAGAUCUGUCAACACAAGCAGAGCUGUCGAUGGCCUCGGAUCUAAUGGGAAAGGCCUCGGACCCCCCCACGGCUCCUGACAAACCAGCAGCGGAGCCACCAGACAUUUCAAAGCCUCAGCGUAGACAGCAGGGGGGCUACGAGUGCAAAUACUGCCCCUUCUCCACGCAGAACCUCAACACCUUCAAAGAACACGUAGAUGCCAACCACCCCAACGUCAUUCUCAACCCGCUGUACCUGUGCGCCGUCUGUAACUUUAACACAAAGAAGUUCGACACCUUGACGGAACACAACGAGCGGUGUCACCCCGGGGAGAGCAACUUUAAGUUCAAACGCAUCAAAAUGAACAACCAGACAAUCUUGGAACAGACAAUAGAGGGCUGCAGCAACAGUGCUGUCAUUUACAACACUUCUGGUGCCAUUUCUGGCAAAGGGGACGAACUCGGCACUUUGCCACUGAGCAAACCCACCACAGUCAAGAUUGGUAAACCAAAAAUAAUGGAUAACAAACGGACAGAGUCUCAGUUGGCUAAACUGACCCCCGAUCUGGCCAAGAAACCAGUCACAGCGCUCAACGUGAACGGGACGGUCAUCAUACCAGAGUCGACUCUCUUCAAAGCAGACGGCCUUUCUCACAUCAUGCCUUCCCUACAGCGGCCUCUAAACUAUACCCAGGUGCCGAAGAUCGCAGUGCCCCUGAACACAACCAAAUACAACCCCUCCCUGGACGACAACCUGACACUCAUCUCCUCCUUCAACAAGUUCCCCUACCCAACACAGGCCGAGCUGUCCUGGCUCACCGCCGCCUCCAAACAUCCAGAGGAGCAAAUCAAAGUCUGGUUCACCACACAGAGGCUCAAACAGGGCAUCAGCUGGUCCCCCGAGGAGGUGGAAGAAGCCAGGAAGAAAAUGUUCAACGGUACAAUCUCCUCCGUGCCUCAGACUUUCACCGUGGUUGCUCCUCAGCUCAGCUCCCAGCCAUCGACCAACCAGUCCGCACAAACGUCAACGUCCAAAUCCCUGCAGUCGGCAACCUCGGUCCUCCAGUCCCUCCCCUGUCAGCUGCUGGGACAGACCAGCCUCGUCCUGACCCCCGUAGCCAACGGAUCUACUGUCACUUGUGCACCGCUGGCUCUCACAGUGGCAAACCAGGUGGCCCAGUCGCUCAAACGACCUUUGGCAUCUCCUGUGAUCGCCACAGAGAGCAAGCGACCCUCCAUCAUUCAGACCAUCUCUGCGCCCAUGGCCACAUCCAAGCUGGCAUCACCCAAAGUGCUGAGUUUCACAGUUGACCCCAAUAAAACAGCAGAACAGCUGUCAGUGCUGAGGUCCAGCUACACACAGUGUCCCUUCCCUGAGGAAGAUGAGAUCUACAGACUGAUAGAAACCACCGGGCUUUCCAGAGGAGAGAUUAAGAAGUGGUUCAGUGAACAGAGACUCCUCAAUCUCAAAGGUGUUCCUCCGCCACCUGUGCUGGUGAAAGCAGAGGUAACACCACCACCUAAAGACGGCCCAGUAAAGAAAGCAGUUCCCAACCAGUUCCCACUGCUGGAGAGAGUGAAGGGGAAAUCAUCAGAGCAGCUGAAGGCGCUGGAGGAGAGCUUCCAGAGAAGCAGCUCUCCAACAGAGGCAGCAUUAGACCAGCUGGCCCAGGAGACCAAGCUGUCCAAGACGGAGGUGGACUGCUGGUUUUCAGAGCGCCGGGCGCUGAGAGAUAACAUGGAGAAAGCUUUGCUCACCAUGGCCUCCAAGAACUCGGAGGAGCGAGCCGAGCGGCCGGGAGCGCUGCUGAACGGGGCUUCACACCGAGAGCAGGACGGGAAACCUCUGCGCUCCUCCCCUCACCCGCCCGUCCUCUCAUCUUCCUCCUCCUCAUCCUCCCCUCCUGUGCUCGCAGCAUCCUCCCCCCGUCCACCGACCCACUGCUCAUCUGCGUCUCCGCCCAUCCUCACUUCAUCCUGCUCCUCUUCUCCCCAUCCUCCCAUCCUGUCGGCCUCCACGAGCCCAGCUCCUGUCAGCAGCCGCUCGCUCACACUGCUCAGGGAGAUGUUCAGUCGGACCCAGUGGCCAUCUCCUGAGGAAUACAUCCAGCUGGAGGUCCAGACAAGCCUGGGACGCACCGACAUCGUCCGCUGGUUCAAGGACCACCGCUCGGCACUGAAGAAUGGUGAAACUUUAGACUGGAUGGAAGGCGUCCAGAAUCAAAACCUUGCCGAGCAGCAGAAAGCCGGCCAGGAACAGAACGGCCAGAGUUCUGAGAAAAACCAGAGCGUCUCCUUGGAAGUCAAGACUUUGAAAGUGGAGGAGGCUGGUGAGAAGGUAGCAGCUACAGAGCACUCCAGACAGUCUGAGCAAGACAAAGUCCAGUGGUUGACUGACAGGUUGUCCCACCGUGUGACAGACCUGAGCCGGGCCAGGCCGGACCAGACCAGCCCAAACAGCGCUGACAAAGGGAGGUGGGUAAAGGUGACUGUGGCGGUGGGAGAGGAGAGCGAAGGAGGAGUGGAAAGACCGAGGCUGGCAACGGACACUGACGUUCUGACCUUGGAGCAACCAGGAAGGGUCACUGGUUGAUGGUAAAGUAAAUCAUUGACUGCUGAGUCACCAUGAGACGACUCAAGAUGACCAAACGUGGAACCAGUGAUGUGUCUGCCUGUGAUGUCAUCACAAAGCGACAGAGACUUUGGCUGUUAAAGCACUGAUGCGAGGUGCAGACGCUGACAUUAAGAGGAGUGCCAAAGCUGGACUUGAUGCAUUGUUCUUACUACUACGCUUUUUUUUUUUUUUUUUAAAGAAACACCCCUUGUAAAUAUUUUUCUGUAUUACAAAAAAAAGUUUGUACAGUUUUACUGGGAGGGCAAGUUUUGUUACAUUUUUUAAAAAAAUCUGACUGUUGCCCCGAAACCUGGAAUGUUUCUCGUUGUUGUUUUCAAAGAUCAAAGUGUAUAAUAAUCUGUUAUUUGAUGAAAAUCAGUCCUAUUUUUUUGAGAAUCAUACAUGCGCACUGCUCAUUAUGAGUAGACUUUGAUGGCACUUGCAUAUAUCCUCAUGGUAGUGGUAGAUAUCAUCAUACUAGACCGCUUCAUCACAAACUAACUCUUCCUUCUCUCCUGCAGCGUCACCUUAACUUGCCCUCACAGAGUUAUGAAGAUGGUGGUUGUAAAUCACUCAGAAGUGCUAGAGGGGCAAGUAGAAGGAUGUUUUGGGCAAUCUGAACACACAGCUCACUGCUGAGAGACCAGAGAAUGAACACAAAUAGCCAUGUGGUCAGACCAAGGCUAACAGCGUUAGGACGAAUGAAUCAACACACUGUACAUCCUAAAUGCCAGAAUCUUUUCUCAUGAGCUGGUUCUUGCAUCAGUACCUGAGGCUAAAACAGAAUGUUCUCUUUCCUGAUAUAGCAAUUAUUAAUUACAGAGAGCAGAAAGUGGAGUGUCUGUUCGAUCACACCAUGCUGCCUUUUCAGCUCCUAUCUGACAUUUCCUGUCUGCCUCAGAGGUGGUAGAUUACAUACAUACUGGUUGACGAUUUCAGCUUGUUUUAAAAACUUGAAAUAUUCUUGACUGAACCUCGUCAAGAACAUACUGGUGAAAACGCAUGACAAAAUAAUCCUUUAUUUGAGCCAUUUCAGAUAUCCAUUUUGCUCAGCUGUGAUAUGUGAACACACCUUGUCUUUUCUCUGUCCGGCUUUAGGUAGGUUCUUCUGUUCCAAGCGGGACAGCUGAUUUCUGUACACGCAGUUCAGGACAACCAAAAUGGGGGUUCAUGAAUGUUUAAGAGGCAGAAAAAAAAUGACGGAACAAUGCUGAUUUUCUAAAGAAAAAAAAUGGGGGAAAAAAGGAUUUGGAAUGUCACAACAGCCAAAGCUGUCAUGAACUGCUUGCAUUUCAACAACUUUUUAAACUCAUUUUCAAACAAGAUUUAAAACAAUAUCUGUGAUUUCUGGAUCAAAGUACAAAUCCAUGCAGUAUUUGUGCAGGAAAUAAAAAGUUAGGUUGCCAUUUAACUCUGGUUUGAACAGCAGGUGUACUUGCUGUUUGCUGGCUGAAUGUCGCUGCUGCUGCUGCUGUUGCUGCUGCUUUAGUUUCAUGUUCAGACAAGUAUCUGGAAUACUGUACGUUUGGUUGGCUGGAAACGGAAUACUGCUUGCAUUUUCAUUUUCUACUUUAAGUCUGCUGUAGCUCAAUAAAAACACAACCAACUGUAAAACUU